Molecule: messenger RNA, 2460 nt
Organism: Drosophila miranda
Lineage: Eukaryota; Metazoa; Arthropoda; Insecta; Diptera; Drosophilidae
Product: cytochrome P450 4g15
Exons: 6
Coding region: 377-2101 (574 amino acids)
Molecular function (GO): monooxygenase activity; heme binding; oxidoreductase activity, acting on paired donors, with incorporation or reduction of molecular oxygen
Source: RefSeq, a predicted model, not a curated record
AGCGAGGAGGGCCCCAGAAGUGUGCGACGUCGGUUCAUCAUUUGUGAUUUAUACAUUUUUGCUACCCCUACUGUCUAAUACAUGUCAUGUCAUUGUGUGGGUUCAUUUUUGUAUAAUUUUUGUCUUACAUUUUUUUUUUUGUGGAGGGGCAGUCUCCGCCAUUUGGGGGCGCAUCGGUCAGUUGUACGCUGGCCGAGCAGCGACAAACAUCCGGUUACCGGUAAUCCAAUAUCCGAUCGGACAUAGAGUGCCCCGCCAUCAAUCUAAUCGCGCAUGGAAAUCUUCUAAGGCUUCCAGACUCGCCUCGUGGUGUUUUGUUUUGUUUGGUUUUUUUUUGGACUAGUGAGAUAAACUGAUCUGAAUCCUCGCCAAAACUAUGGAAGUGCUAAAGAAAGACGCCGCCAUGGGCUCCCCGAGCAGCGUCUUCUAUUUCCUGCUGCUGCCCACCCUGGUCCUGUGGUACAUAUACUGGCGUCUGUCCCGGGCCCAUCUCUACAGGCUGGCCGGACGACUGCCGGGCCCGCGUGGCCUGCCCAUCGUGGGACACCUGUUCGACGUGAUUGGACCCGCUUCAUCUGUUUUCAAAACAGUGAUCCGGAAGAGCGCCCCCUUUGAACAUAUUGCCAAAAUGUGGAUCGGUCCCAAGCUGGUGGUCUUCAUCUACGACCCCCGCGAUGUGGAGCUCCUGCUCAGCAGUCAUGUGUACAUUGACAAGGCCUCCGAGUACAAGUUCUUCAAGCCCUGGCUCGGAGAUGGGCUGCUGAUCAGCACAGGUCAAAAAUGGCGCUCGCAUCGCAAACUAAUCGCACCCACAUUCCAUUUGAAUGUCUUGAAGAGUUUCAUCGAGCUGUUCAACGAGAACUCUCGCAAUGUGGUGCGGAAGCUGCGUGCGGAGGAUGGACGCACAUUUGAUUGUCAUGAUUACAUGAGUGAGGCGACUGUGGAGAUUCUAUUGGAGACAGCCAUGGGCGUGUCGAAGAAGACACAGGACAAGUCCGGAUUCGAGUACGCGAUGGCCGUGAUGCGGAUGUGCGAUAUACUCCAUGCCCGGCACCGGAGCAUCUUUCUGCGCAACGAGUUCGUCUUCACCCUGACGCGCUACUACAAGGAACAGGGGCGUCUGCUCAGUAUUAUACAUGGCCUUACCACCAAGGUCAUUCGCAGCAAGAAGGCGGCCUUCGAGCAGGGCACUCGAGGAUCUCUCGCCCAGUGCGAGCUCAAGGCGGCCGCCCUAGAGAGAGAGCGCGGACAGGAACAGAAACAGGAACAGAAACAGAAACAGGAACAGGCGGAGAUGGGCUCAGCAGGCGGGGGGAAUGCUGCUGGCGAGGGCACACCUGUCGCUGGGCUCUCCUACGGCCAGUCCGCGGGCCUCAAGGACGACCUAGACGUGGAGGACAACGACAUUGGUGAGAAGAAGCGACUGGCCUUUCUCGACCUGAUGCUGGAGAGCGCCCAGAACGGAGCCCUCAUCACGGACACGGAGAUCAAGGAGCAGGUGGAUACGAUUAUGUUCGAGGGCCAUGACACCACCGCAGCCGGCUCGUCCUUCUUCCUCUCACUGAUGGGCAUACACCAGGAAAUCCAGGACCGCGUGAUUGCCGAGCUGGACGGCAUCUUCGGGGACUCCCAGCGCCCGGCCACGUUCCAGGACACGCUAGAAAUGAAAUACCUGGAGCGCUGCCUGAUGGAAACGCUGCGCAUGUACCCCCCAGUGCCACUGAUCGCCCGCGAGUUGCAGGAGGAUCUUAAGUUGAAUUCUGGCGACUACGUUAUACCGCGCGGAGCCACGGUGACGGUGGCCACUGUUCUGUUGCAUCGCAAUCCCAAGGUCUACACGAAUCCCAAUGUCGUCGAUCCGGACAACUUUCUGUCCGAGCGCCAGGCCAACCGACAUUACUAUGCCUUCAUCCCCUUCUCCGCGGGACCACGCAGCUGUGUGGGGCGCAAGUAUGCCAUGCUAAAGCUCAAAAUUCUACUCUCGACUAUCUUGCGGAACUAUCGCGUCUACUCGGACCUCAGUGAGUCGGACUUCAAGCUCCAGGCGGAUAUCAUACUGAAGCGUGAGGAGGGCUUUCGUGUGCGUCUCCAGGCCAGAUGAGCAGCACAAAACAAUUUUCCAAAAAAACCAAAAAAAAGGGCAACUUUUCCAUACAUAUAUCUCUAAUUUUUCGCAAGUGAUAGUCACCGGUUAAUACAGUAAUAAUAAUAUUAAUAUUAUAUAAUAAAAUUUGUUCAACACUCGAUUUAUUGGAAAAGUUUAGAAUUAUGUUUGUUUUUCUUUUUUUUUGGUCGCAUUUGAAAAAGAACAAGAAACCACUAUCAUCUCCAUUUAAAUGUAUUUGUGUUUGUGUAUAUAAUACGUAAUUAUGCAUAACGACUCUUUGUGCAAUGAUUUUGACAAUAAAUCCUCGGUGUAAUUAUAAUAUCGAUUAGUCGAUCGCUUAUCGAUUGCGUUGC